GAAGCACUUCCCCGUAUCAAUCGCCGGCGCGAGAGAGAGAGAGCUCGUAACGAAUUACGACAAAGUAGCGGCGAAUCUCCGUCGACUCUGACCGCAACAUGUGGCGGAGGCUCGUCUCCGGCGGCCACCUGCGCCUCCCCCUCCCUGGCCGCUCCAUCCCGCAUCGCGCCCGCCGCCGCCGCCGCGCACCCCACCGUCGCCUCCGCCGUCAACUCCAUCCUCCUCCGCUCCCUCAAGGAGCACUACCUCGAAGUCUCCAAGAUGACUCCUCCUCCCAAGGUGAAUCCCCCGUCGCCGUUCACCAUCGUGAAGGGCGCGCUCGACGCCGACGGUCCGGUCCUCCGGCGGACUUACAACGACGAAGAGAUCAGCCUCUACGUCAUGCGGCUGGCGAAUCUGGUCCCCGGCGGCGGCCGAGAGGACGACGGCGAGGACGACAUCAAUCAGCUGUUCCUUCACGUGAGCAUCGCGAAGCCUGGCCAGGAGGAGGCCCUGCAUUUCCUGUGCGGGUUGUAUCCGGACGCGCUGGGGAUUCACUCUGUUUCGAUGAGGCCGAAGCUCGAGACGACGGGUUUCCUCGUGGUUCCGAAGAAAUACAAUGGCCCCAUUUUCGAAGACCUUGAUGAAAAGGUGAGGGAUGUGCUUCACAGUUACAUUGAGGAACGGGGGGUGAAUGAGAGUCUCUUCCCAUUUCUUCAAGCAUGGCUUUAUGUCAAGGAUCAUAGGGGUCUGAUGCGUUGGUUUAAAUCAGUGGGUACAUUUAUCAACAAAGAUAAGUCUGCAAAAGAUGAUUAAUUUCAGUGAGUACCAUCCAUAAGUGAAAAGGCUGGUUUUCGCUGCUUUUUCUUCCAUAGCUUAUUGGAGAGGAAGUUCUAUGGCCCGCAGAAAGCUUGGUGAUUGAGCUGCUACUGUUUUGUGGCCAUGCAGAUUGCUUGGUGAAGCUAAGAAGUGCUAGUGGAGGGCAUUUUUCAGUUGCGCUUCACUUUGGCCGAUUGGGAACAAGAGAUUCUCAGAUUUGCGUACUUAUUCGUUAGUUGGCAGAUGUUACAUGGGACGGUCUAAUGUUAUAUUUUGGUUUGUAAUUUUAUUUUUCACCAGUUUAAUGUGCCAUUGUUUUGCCAGCAACUAAUUACUUGAGGUUCUUCUUGUUACCCAAGACAUUCUCUGCGAUCUACCUGCUCAAUUUUGGUUUGAAAUUUGAACCUCACCAUUGCCAGGA
This is a messenger RNA of Eucalyptus grandis, 1219 nucleotides long. RefSeq lists its product as uncharacterized. Gene Ontology annotation, cellular component: mitochondrial matrix. The record is from RefSeq and is a predicted model, not a curated record. Lineage: Eukaryota; Viridiplantae; Streptophyta; Magnoliopsida; Myrtales; Myrtaceae. The transcript has 3 exons. The annotation marks the transcript as partial.